Anas platyrhynchos (mallard) is the source of this 5071-nucleotide messenger RNA. RefSeq names its product Fas apoptotic inhibitory molecule 2 (gene FAIM2). Gene Ontology annotation, biological process: negative regulation of apoptotic signaling pathway. NCBI's taxonomy places the organism in Eukaryota, Metazoa, Chordata, Aves, Anseriformes, Anatidae. The record is from RefSeq and is a predicted model, not a curated record. Gene Ontology annotation, cellular component: Golgi apparatus; endoplasmic reticulum; membrane.
AACCAGGAUUAGCUCUGAGCAACUUAGAAACCUGAUGCAGCCUCAUGGUCCUUACUUUUAGCUGGUGAUGUGAGCGUUUGUUGAAGCUUUUGUUUACCUGCUGUUCUGGGAUGCUUGUCCUAUGGACGGGGGCUUUCAGUCACACACCGUGAUGAGGGAGCUGACCUUGCAUCGUGAGCUGUCUGCACAGGCUGCAUGGGAGCUUGGUGUUGUGGGCUUUGCUGUAGGGUCGAACAACCUUUCUCUGCAAGAUGCUGCUUUCCAGAAAGAAUAAUAGCAUGUUUCAGCUUUCCUCCAGGGACCUCUAGCACUGAAGGGACUGUAAUCCUUCUGGUUUUGCAAUGAGGGAGCCUGCGGCACGAUGCCAGGCUUUGCUGCUGCCAGGCAGUGAGCUGGGCAGAGCCAAGGCUUUCUGCCUAGCUGUGCGGUACCGCAGCCGUGCUCCUGCCCUAUGCCUGUGAAGCGGAGAACAUGGGAGAUGGAAGAACAAGGAGAGCUUGAUACGGGUCUGCUGAAGCUCUGCUGGUAUCUAGGAAGGGUUUCUGGAGCUUCUGGUGUUGGUGUGUGGAGCAAAGCCAUGUUACCAUCAAGUGUGCUGCAGCUUUGGGAGCAGCGAAGAGCUCUGCAGGUCUGUAGUGAAGCCAGGUGGAAAGCGACUGCAGACAACUCCCCCUCCUCUCCAACAAAUGAACCCCCACCCGUGCUUCACGUGGUAGGAAAUGUCCUGCUUAUUAGACACUGGAGAAUCCACAGCCAGACUACAUCCUGGGGAAACUUUCUAGAAACCCAGGAGAAGCCAAAGGAGGAAACAUUUUUUGAUCCAAAAGAACCAGGGGAGCCUUACCUCUUCCCCACUCUUGGCUGGAAAGCAGGCAGAGCAGAAGAUAAAGUCUGCAUUCCCCAAAGAGAGGUGACCAUCAGGAAAAGUUAUAUUCUCCCACUGUUGUAUUGCCUCAAAAGGACCUUCACCCAGAGGAGCAAAAUGGAGGAAAAUCAACACCUUUUCCGGACGUUUUGGCUGCUAUCUCCUGAUCUCUGCUGGCAGGGAAGCGGGAGUGUGUCUGGCAGCACAACCUCCGAGAAGAGGCUGUUAUCUCAGCAUCUUUCCUGCGGGACUGCUCGGCUGGUGUGUCGCCAGAUUUGGCCAACAAAUGCCAGAUGUGAUGCCUGCUCAUGGAAUGAAGAGCAGUAAAAUAGCAGAGUUCACUUGGGAAGGACGUGAAAAUGACUUGGAGGGGCUGGGGAAGCAGCCGGGGAGGAUACAGCUCCUGGCACAGCUCCUGGCUGGGAAUGGUACGGUCCUCCCUCCAGCUCCCGUUGCUCCGUGGAUAUUGCUAGAAGGUGAAGGCAUCGGCACACGCUGCGGAGGCUGCAGCGGCUGCAGCCAGCCCCGAGACACCCGGGAGGGGAGGCAGCAGGGGCUCUGCGUGGAGGCUCCUGCUCAGCUACGGCCUUCUCCUUCUGCCAGCCUCACGCAGGGGCUGCCUGCAACCUUAGCGAGGCACCAUGACCCAGGGCAAGCUGUCUGUGAACAACAAGCCCCCCAACCCUGAGGGACAAGGGGAGAAGAAGGACAAUGCCACGGCUCCACCAGCCCCUCCGACCUACGAGGAGGCGACAGCAGGAGAGGGGAUGAAGGCCAGCGCUUACCCUCCUCCCCCAUCGGUCCCGCUCCACCCCAGCUGGGCUUACGUCGACCCCAGCACGAGCCCCAGCUAUGGCAGCGGCGGGUACCCCGGGGACACGGAGAUGCUCACGACCUUCAGCUGGGAUGACAGGAACGUGCGCAGGGUGUUCAUCAGGAAGGUUUAUGCCAUCCUGAUGGUCCAGCUCUUGGUGACUCUCGUUAUUGUGGCUUUCUUCACCUUCUGCGAACCGGUCAAGGGGUACAUUCAGACACAUUCUGCUUGGUACUGGGCUUCCUAUGCUGUUUUCUUUGUGACCUACUUGAUUCUUGCUUGCUGCUCUGGACCCAGGAGGUAUUUCCCAUGGAAUCUGAUCCUGCUGAGCAUCUUCACCCUCUCCAUGGCUUAUCUCACUGGGAUGCUUUCCAGUUACUACAAUACCAAGUCGGUCCUUCUGUGUCUGGGGAUCACAGCCCUGGUGUGUCUCUCUGUCACCAUCUUCAGCUUCCAGACCAAGUUUGACUUCACCUCCUACCAGGGCGUCCUCUUUGUGAUGCUCAUGGUGCUCUUCUUCGGUGGCAUCAUUCUGGCUGUGAUUCUGCCCUACCAAUACGUCCCCUGGCUCCACGCGAUCUAUGCUCUGCUUGGUGCCAUUAUCUUUACCAUGUUCCUGGCUUUUGAUACCCAGAUGCUGAUGGGGAACCGUCGGUACUCUCUGAGUCCAGAAGAAUACAUCUUUGGAGCUCUCAAUAUCUACCUGGACAUCAUCUACAUCUUCUCCUUCUUCCUCCAGUUCUUUGGCUCCAGCCAGGAGUGAGGGCAGCAAGGCAGAAUCUUCUCUUUGCUGGCAAGAUGCAGAUGUUUAAAAAAAUAUAUUAAAAGCAAAAGAGGGUUUAAAAACAAAACCAACAACAAACCACCCUUUCUGGCCCACUAGCAGGCUCCAUUCUAUCAGCCGAGCAAAGCCCCUGGGUUCCUUUAUGCAGCUUGUAUAUAUGCUGUUAAGCCUUUGUGACCCAGACAGCAAAGCAGGGCUUAAGUGUUAUGUCUGUCCUGCUCCCUCCACUCCUGCUGAGAUCAAACCAGACCAGAGACUGGGAGGCAUGAGACCAGGAUCUUCUCUUCCCCAGAGGCUGUCAGAGUUGCCUGUGUCCUGCGCAUCACGGGAUGCUGAAUUGCUGUGAACAGCUCUGCAAAGGGAAAAUCAUAUUGAGGGAGGAGAGGUAGGGAAUUUUGCUAGAAUGCUGGCAGGAAACGCACCUGAAGGAAGGGAAAAAGCUAGGGGACCCCUGUUUCUCACCUGCAUUCACUCAGAGCCUCAUGGCCUCUGCAGAAAAAUGUUCCAAGUAGUGCCUGCUUUUAGAAAGGCAGCGCAUGGGAUCACGUAGUCUGGGUGUCCCAGCAAUCAGUCCUUCAGGUGCAAGGGAACCUGUUCAGGAUGUUUGGCCUUUUUGAGGACAUCCCUAAUGUCCUGCAGAAAUAAUAAUUCUGCAUCCUUUGCAGCUGGCUGUGGGGCUGAGCCUGCAUUUGCUUUCCUUCCCAGCGUGGGUCAGCAGGAUCGUUGGCUGUGGGCUCAGCUCCCCAGCCCAGGAGAUGUGUACAUGUAUGUCAUUGUCUCGAACUGUGGCUCUUCACCUGGGAGGGUUGGGAUCCCACGCGAGGAUUACUGGCAGGGAAUGGCAGAGAGCAGAGGAAAGAGGCUGAGUGUCAGAGCCCAUGCAGGGCUAGGCACAUCCUGACGGGGGAAAUGGGUGGCUGAGAUCCUGUGAUCCAUCCUAAGGAUCUGCUGCCUUCACAAGUGGCUUGGUUGCUAGAGAUUAAGUGGUUAUUACCCAGAAACUGAGGCCAGGGUGCGUGCCUGUUGCUCAAAAUGGGCCCAUCUUUGUAGCAAACACCAAUGUCGCCUCUUCCUCUUGCUCGAGCCAUUUUCUGGCUUUGCUCCCCCAAACAGGGAUGUCAAGGAAGGCAGUGGAUGCCUCAGAGCGUGCAGGUAACUUUCCAUCUUCCCCUUGCUCACAUUCCCCUGUCUGGGGAUUAGCUGGCUAAUUUCUAACUGUAAAGCUCCAGGUGGAGAUAAGAGGCCUUUUGCUCUUAUUUAGAAAGCGAUCCUUCCUGCUGAUAGAAACCCGUAUCUUCAAUCUCCCUGGAAUGCUGGUGCAAGUGCGUCACUGAGCUGCCUCUAGCGAUCCCCGCGUGUUAGAGAAAGGCUAUGCCAAAAUGCUCCGUACUGCACAUUCCUCCUCUGCUGCUGCCCUGCCUGUUACCCCUCACAUGUUGCAUCCUCCCGCUGCACGUGCUCCAUGCCCUGAGCUGGGCAGAGGAACAGGAAAGUUACUGUGCAAAGUAUAAAUAAAACAUGCUUCAACCCCUCAGCAGCUCCACUGACCUUGUCUGUGACACAGGAGCAGAACUGAUGCCUUCCACCUCCCCACUUAAAAAAUAAAAGAGAAAAAUUGUAGGGAUAAAGAAGACAACUGGGAUAUCAUUAAGUUCAUGACGCCCUGUUUUCUGCAGUGCAGCAUGGAGACAAAGCAAAUUCUUCGGGUUGCUGAGCAGGCAGGAUUGGGGUUAGGGCAGUGUGGGAGAUGCACUAAAAAUUUACAAAAAUUGAGUUUAGAGAGGUGUUUUUUUCUUACUUGAACCCAUGUAGGCACUUCCAAAAUACCUUAGCAGCCCGGUUAUGCAGCCUCUCUUGCUCUCAGCAAAAGGUCUGUAGGUAUUUCUGCUUUCCAGCUUUUGAGGAAGGAUUAUGGCAUUAUGUGAAGAGUUCUGACGGAAGUAUUCCUAAAACUCCUCCAAAGGAGCACAAUCCAGGCCAGAGCUCUGCAGACACCUUUCUGCACUGGGACUUCUCCAAACCGGCCCUGCACACCUUGGACCUCUGUACGAGACCACAGAUCUGCAGCCCACUCUGGAUCUCUUACUCUUUUUCUUUUUGGUGUGGAGUAAACUCUGCUGCUGCCUGAGCUGCUGCUGCCUCCUGGCUUUCUGCUUCCCCAUGGGAAAACCUUGCAUGGCACCUGCUGCAUCUCCAGGCCACCCAAGUGGGGAUGGCUUGCUGCCCUCAUGAGACCCUCUGCAGGGCUCCCUUCUUGCAUGUGUCCUGGUUCCUCUUCUGUACUGACCCCACGGCUCGCAGCCCAUCCAUGCCAGGCCCACUGAGAGCACUCGGAUUGAAGGUGGAAGUCCCCAUGGGGCUAAUGCAGGAUUAGGGGUGAGACAUAGGCACAGGCAGGUUUCUCCUGGGUUCCCGGACCCGCUGUGCAGGGGAGGUGCAGGGCUGCUUCACUUCCUCCAUGUGGCUGACCCUUAUCUGAGGUCUGCAUCAUCGUGACCCCAGCUCUGUAACCCUGUGAUCCUUUUGUCCAGCCAUUCUUAUGAUUUCAUUGUAAAUAGAAUUUUGUAUUUUCUCUGAACAUUGCUAAUAAAUUGUUGCAAAACUGUUA